AUGGUUGAUACGAAUGAACUCCGGGCGGAGAACCUCUUCUCCAUGAAGAACCAUGUUUGUGUGAUCACGGGUGGUGGGACUGGUAUAGGACUCAUGGCAGCACAAACAUUGGCUGCUAAUGGCGCAAAAGUAUACAUCACAGGCCGCCGAAUGGAAGCCCUCGAAAACGCAGCUAAACAACAUUCACCCACGUCUGGAGGAUCUAUUAUCCCAAUCGGCCCCUGUGACGUAACCAGCAAGAAAGAUCUUGAAAAUCUCGUUGCCGAGAUUAGCAAAAAAGAAAACUACAUCAGUCUCCUCCUCGCCGGCGCAGGUAUCUCUGGUCCCAAAGUGGAACCAAAUUCUUCGAAUGCCGUCGAACUAAAAGAGAAGCUAUUCAACUCUGAAAGUUUCGAGGAAUGGGGGACUACCUUUAAUACUAACGUAUCGGCUGUGUAUUUCACCACCGUAUGCUUUCUUCCACUCUUGCAAGCCGCGCAUAAAGUUCAUGGAAGUAUGUCGUCUUCGGUAAUAGUCAUUAGUUCCAUGAGUGGCAUUAUGAGACAUGCUCAAGGUCAUUUCUCAUAUAAUGCGGCCAAGGGUGCUACGGUGCAUUUGAGUAAGUUGAUGAGCUAUGAGUUUAAGACAAUUGGGGUUAGAGUUAAUAGUAUUGCGCCGGGAUAUUUCCCGAGUGAGAUGACAGUUGGGGAGAGUGAUGGGAAUCAAAAAAGUCAUUUGGAGGAUGAGAAGAUACAGGAAAAGGGUCAUGUACCAAUGCAAAGGGCGGGAAGUGACGAGGAGAUGGCGAUGGCGGUGUUAUUCUUGUCGAAAAACAAUUACGUUAAUGGAGAGAUUAUUGCGGUUGAUGGAGGUGUUCUUUUGGAGGUUCCCGGAAAACUUGACAUCAAGCAACUUGAAGCGCAACUUAGUUUCCUCCGUCAACCCGUCCUCUCGCCUAAUAUAGACUGGACAGAGCGCGUGGAUAGAGUGAUCGAGAUUUGGAAUAAGGGAUUCUUCGUUCCUCGGGGAUCAAAGAUUAUAGAGGAUAACGAUGAGCUGUCACAUUCUCUCGAGCGCAUGCUUGGUCGUCAUAAUCGAGGAAUGAUGUCAGGGCUUUAUCGGCUCUGUGUUUCCCAACGACGAGGGAAUCAAAUUGGAAGAAGUGAACUCGUUGCCGACGCAAACGGUUUCUGUAUUUGUAACAUGUUCAUAGCAGAUAAUAGAGAACUACGGGUGGGCGGUAAGCGAAGUUUCGUGGCCCAUAAACACGGUAUUAGUAUUGGUGAUCGUAAACUCGGAGGGAAAGGUCGUCUACAUACGCAUAUGAAAGAUCAUUAUCGAGGACGGAGACGGAGACACGAACGAGGGAACCGACAUCAUGGACGUUCGCAUCCACAUCGUGGUCGACAUAGAAGAAGAAGAGGAAGUGGAAGAGAUCAUUUUUCCUCCCUCACCUCUUCAUCUUCCUCGUUCAGUCUCUCAAGCUCCGAUUCAGACGCAUCCGUGGGCUCUCUAACCGAAUAUGAUCAUCUCGAAAACCAGCGACUGCUAGCUAAUAAAGAUACGUUGAUAGCAUGGCUCAAUCACCCCGAAUACCAAAAUCGCAAUUUCGUUAAGCCAGCCUCUGGUCAAGAACUCGAGUCCUUGCGAAAAAGAAGUCAAAGAGCUCCACAAGAGGUUCAAAAACGAGAAGGAAUAAUAAAACAACCAACCCACCUCCAAGCCGCAUCUCUCCUAGCGAAUGCAAGCGCCAAAGAAGCUGAAGCAACCAACUUCAGAGUCAUAUUAGAUGACGAGAAUGAGGGUAGGUAUACGAAUAAGCAUGUAAAUGGGGAAGAGAAAACAAGAGCAAAUAUGAAAGAACAAGGGAAAGAAGAGACAAGAAAAGAAAUAGAGAGAUUAGAAGAAGAAGCGGCGGAAUUGUCGAGGGGGGAGAGAGAAUGA
Molecule: messenger RNA, 1923 nt
Organism: Sclerotinia borealis F-4128
Lineage: Eukaryota; Fungi; Ascomycota; Leotiomycetes; Helotiales; Sclerotiniaceae
Source: the annotation of a GenBank genome assembly